AAUCCACCGUGGUUGCAAAAUCUAAUCAGUUUCUUCCUUUUAAGAUUAAAAAAACAAAAUUACUCCGUAAUUAGUUUCUCUCUCAAGGCGAAAAGUGGCAGCAGACGGUCUCUCCGAUCUCUGCAUCUUCUCUCACGAGUCUCCACAACAGAAGCAGCUGUUUAUUUAUUUAUGGAGUACAUUGGAAUUGAUUUAUUAAUUUAAUUAAAGAAGCAGUGAAUACUUUUUUAAUUUUGCUUAAACAGAAAUAGGUUUUGGAGAUGGCUGCGCUUGAAGUUCCGGGGAUGGCUGCGCCUGAAGCUAUUGUUGAUAUGCAUACGUUGAGACAGAUAGUCGAUGACUUAAAGGAAGAAUUCAAAGUAGCUUUAUCACAUUGCAGCGAAAAUCGUCGUUAUUCGCCCGAUUGGGAUCCACCUUAUGUAUUUCUUCCCGGGCGUUCUGACGUGUACCUGAUGCGUCACAAAGAAGCCCGCGUCGGCUGCAUCAGGCCGUGUGCCAAGAAAGUUUUGGAGUUGUUCAAUGCUGAAAAUCAAACUGACUAUGAACUUGUCGACUGCCUUGAUGUCUGUGUUUCCCGGGAUUAUGACUUCUACCUCCAUUGCAACUUCACCGCCAAGCCUAAAUCAAUUCCAUUGAAUGGUAGUGAUUUUUCUACCAAGGUUUUUAUGCUAAGAUGGAAACGGACUCUGAUGAUGAAAUGUUUCCCAGUUCUUACCAGAUAUUGGAUGGUAACAAAGCGAAACUUGGUUGUGCGAUGUGUCCGGGAGUGGUUGCUCAUCCAACUGAUGGACCUGGUGAAAAGCUUACAAUGUUGGAUUUCAGUCCUCAUUUUGUCUGGGAUGAUUAAUCUUGCUGAAUGUUGUUUCAUACUUGAAGAACGUAUGGGAUGAGGAAGCUUGCUUAAUGUUGUUUCAUACUUUGUACACGAUGGAGGAAGUUGAAUAAGAACAAGAACAUUAAUAAUAUGUUUGUUUAGUGACGCUUUUAUCAUGGGGUUGACAAUGUUUUGAAUUAGGGGUCCGGUUGUGACUUGUAAUACCCUGCUUUUUGUUUGCCUUACCUCCGUGGCUUUGGAAGGCAGAAACACAAAGAGGAUGUAUCAAAGCUUGUCAUAGGUUUCCAGUUGCUUGUGAAAUCUAGAUGUUCACUUGUGUCCUAAAAAUAUUUGCGGUCUCCAUUCUCCGUGUUUUAGAAAUAGAAAUCCAACAAGUUUCGGGUCAAGUUAUGCCUGGACAUUGGUA
Molecule: messenger RNA, 1241 nt
Organism: Spinacia oleracea (spinach)
Lineage: Eukaryota; Viridiplantae; Streptophyta; Magnoliopsida; Caryophyllales; Amaranthaceae
Exons: 4
Coding region: 261-890 (209 amino acids)
Source: RefSeq, a predicted model, not a curated record